UUCAAAAUGGCUGUCGUUCUAAUUUCCGGGAGGCUGUUUAGAAACCUACGUGAAUUAAUUACAUUUGUUGUGCUACUGUUAACGAUUUGUCAAAUAGUCUGCUGUAGUACACAUCAUGAAGACAGUGAACAAUAUGUUGUGCGAAUUGAGAGGGAAAUCCAGAAACAAAAUGAUCACAGGAACGUUAGCAGUGCGUUUGACAAUUAUCAAGACAAAUGCCCAAGUUCAGUUGAUGAAUGCUCAGAACUUAGCAAUGAAUACAUAGACUGUAACUAUAAUCUAUCCUGUAUUUAUGGCAAAUCUUCUACUGUUGAAUGUCGGCCCAAGACAGAUAUUGAAUGCUUUGGAGAGCGAGUAUUUGAAAGAACAUUUACAUGUAGGUAUUGUUAUCAGAGUGCAUCAUGGGAGCAUAAAUGUACACCAGCUGCAGACUGCAAGGUAAAUGCCAGCCCUCGAAAUAUCAUCAAGGUGAAUUGUACUAUUAAUGAAACUAUCUUGUGUCUAGGAAGAAGAACUUUUUAUAAAACUACACCGUGCAAUUGGACAUCAGGUUAUCGGUACACAACAGCAAUAAUUCUCAGUAUCACCUUGGGUGGAUUUGGGGUUGAUCGAUUUUAUCUUGGAUAUUGGAGGGAAGGUCUUGGUAAACUCUUCAGUUUUGGUGGCCUUGGCGUAUGGACCAUUGUGGAUGCAAUCUUAGUAGGCAUUGGUUACAUCACACCAGCAGAUGGUUCUGUUUAUAUAUUCUGAUUGGUCAUUCAUGAAUGAGUACAGGUGUAUGUCACUAUUUUAACCAAUUGUUUGCAUACUGAACUCUGAUCUACACAUGAUGGUGAACUCUGACCCACACAUAGAGAAUGGUUGAUGAGAAAUGACAUUGGAUCAGUGAAGUAACAUUGACUUUGUGAAAGUGGAGAUGACAUUGAUUGUGAUAACCAGUCAAUCAAUGGAAGUCCCAUUGUAUAUAUAGUGACUGAAUUCGGCCGAGUUCUAUUUAUUAGAAACAAUAACGCAUUGUUAUACAUAGAAUCAGCAUCUAAUCGGAAAGUACAUGAAGAAUUAGAAUUGAGGUUGUCACUAUGCUGAAAUGUCAAACUCUAUGCAACAUAAAACUUAAUGUGUGCAGCAUACCUGCAUGCAGAUUCACAGUUAGGCAAUAAAGCAACUUGGAUUUCAUAACACAGAUGAAUCAUAUUAAAAUUGUGGAUUUAUGCGCAGUCUUGUCCAUACAUUAUAUGAUAACUGACUAGCAUGUUAUACCGAUUGACCAAUGAAAACAUGCGGAUAUUUCAAGAGAUAAUACAUGAACAGAAGAUGUAAAUAUUUUUGUUACUGCUUCUAAAUUACUUUGUACUAAACAAGAUCAAAUCAGGGAAAACAUGUACCGUAAAAUCUGUAUUAGAAGCCGUAUCCCUAAUAAAAGUCGCAUCCAUUCUUUUUGAAUAAUUGAGAACCAAAAAUUCAUCAUUUCUCAUACGUGUAGAUGCUCCAAUAGAAGCCGCAUCCCCUCUGUUGCAUUGUAACAUUUUAAUAGAAGCCGCAGUUUCUAAUACAGAUUUUACAUUACUGGAACAGCUUCAUCAUUUGUGUAAACUUAAUUCUUGCAUUUCUUUAUCUCACAGCACAGCACCACAAGGGACCAAUUUAAACCAAAUGUAACCCUGUGAUCUUCCAAACUCGAAAAAAUAAACUUCAUUGGAAGGAAGUUAUUUUUUGUGCAUAACCUUAUAAUCAAAGAUAAUUCAUGAUCACAUUAUUCAUAUGUCAUUUGUGACCAUGAUUUAUCUAAUUGGUACCACUAUUAUUGCAAUCAAAAACUGUUGGUGGUCGUCUGAAUAAACAGUUUCAUUCUACAUCAUAAUCAUUUGCUUCAUAUUAUAUUUGUGCCUGAAUUCUACUAUAUUCAUGUACCAAUAAGCACAACACUCUGAUUAUGCAUUCAUAAGUCAUAAAAAUUAACAAUUGGCAUCUUCUCUUGGAACUGUGGGAUUUAUUGUCAAGAUAUUGUACAACAAGCAAAGAAAGACACAGUUUAGUUUUUAUAACAAAAAUAUUAAUAAAUCCAAAAUAAAAGGCAAAGCAAGAUUUCCAGUCAUUGAUUUUCAUGAAAACAGAAAAAACAACUUCUUAGCAUCA
Saccoglossus kowalevskii is the source of this 2136-nucleotide messenger RNA. Its product is annotated as TM2 domain-containing protein almondex-like. Lineage: Eukaryota; Metazoa; Hemichordata; Enteropneusta; Harrimaniidae. The record is from RefSeq and is a predicted model, not a curated record.